Molecule: messenger RNA, 1456 nt
Organism: Hymenoscyphus albidus
Lineage: Eukaryota; Fungi; Ascomycota; Leotiomycetes; Helotiales; Helotiaceae
Source: the annotation of a GenBank genome assembly
AUGGCAGCAAUGAAGCUCCAUCUCAACAUCUCGCUCGACAGUUCAACGGUCACAGGCGCCAUCGAGCGCAGUAGUGCCGCCCCUCAAAGCUCGGUUGCAGAGAUCAUUGAUACCAUGGUAGGGUUUGAUGAUGAGACUAUCAAUGCACUUCGCCGAAUGGAAUUAAGCACUCUGGACAACCUUCCCCGACGAGUCAAGACCCUUUGGGACACCACUACCACAACACCACCACGAAUUUUCCCGGCUGAGCGGUGCUGGGUGCAAAAAUCCCCUUCGGCCGCAACUCUCGUGCUUUCCACCUUUGAUAUCCUGGGUGAUCGCACCCAACCGCAGCCAACCACCUACCAGCGGGGCCAACAAGCAGCUGCAGAUUUCGAUCCCAGGAUCGCCGUCGCCCAAUUGAUUGAACCGGAUGCGGCAUCACCAGUCACUCUCAUUGGUUUGAAACUUCCUUCCCUUCCAGAUAACUUCUUCAAGUGCCCAUUGGGCUUAUCCACUUCGGUGGAGCCAUACCUGGAAAGCGGCCAUCAACUUCUCCUGACCCCAAGGCUGUCAAGCUCCGAUCUGCACAUAGGUUAGUGAAUCUUCCCCCUUUUCUCACUAACACUUUUAGAUUUUCCCUCCACACCUUUCCAAAAACACCCCACCUUCCUCCCCUCCCCCCUUUUCAAUAGCCGAAAGCUAACCACCACACAGACCCAACAGAAGGAUUCUCCAUCCCCCUCGGUGCCUGCACCAAAAUCUGGAUUCUCUUCCCCCCACACCAAAGAACCUCUCCCUCCUCGCCAAGAACGAAGGCCGCCGGUCAAAGACCCAACGAAUCGGGCACCUCCUGGAGGGCGGUAUAAUCCUCACCACCACCUCGUCCUCCGCAAUCUACCUACCAGUAGGUUAUAUCCACGGGGUCUUUACCACCUCCGGGGGGUUCCACAACGCCCUCGACUUCACAACACCGGAUUCGAUCAAGACGUAUCCGCUGUUGCUUUCGGCUAGCAUUGAUCGGAACAGCACCUCCUUCGCGGAGGAGGUGCUGGGGUGGUUCCUGGAUUGUGUGGAGCUGGGCCUGGAUGGCCAGCAGGAGGGGGAGGCGGUGGAGGCUUGGGUUGCGGCUGGGGAGAGGGUGCGGGAGUUUGGGAGGGGGAAUGGGAAGUGGAGGAAGAAGGCGAUGGUGGUGUGGGAUGACUUUUUGGGGAGGAAGGGGUUGAGGGAGAGGGUUUGUGGGUGUGGGGUAGAGCAUGGGGAGGGGGGGGUUGUGGAACACUUUCGGGUGCAGCAUCUUUGGAAGAAGGGAGCCAAGGCGAAAGCCGAGGCGAAAGAGAAGGAACCAGAGGCGGAACCGGUGAGAGGGAAGGGGAAGAGGAAACGGGAGGAGGUAGAGGCUCCGGUGGAAGUAGAGGAAGGGGAGCUAAGACGCUCGAAGAGGGCAAGACGCCCAAAUACCCUUAGACGUGCCUGA